Trichomonas vaginalis G3 is the source of this 2274-nucleotide messenger RNA. RefSeq names its product WD40 repeat-like family. The record is from RefSeq and is a predicted model, not a curated record. Bases 1 to 2274 code for a protein of 757 amino acids. Gene Ontology annotation, molecular function: protein binding. Lineage: Eukaryota; Parabasalia; Trichomonadida; Trichomonadidae. The transcript has a single exon.
AUGAAUUCUUCUUCUCCUUUUGAUUCUUUUGGAAAUUUUGAGAUUGGAACACAUAAUGGGGAAAAAGUUAUCAUACACUAUCAAUAUGACUCACUUGCAGUUUACUAUUUAGAAACACUUGAAUUAGUUUCGAAAGUAACUUUCCAAUUCCCAGUUGUUUCACUAUUUGUAUCAAAUAACCCUAAAGAAGAAGCACUUAAUUUUGUUAUUAUAACAGAAGAUCAGCAAGCACACUCUAUUUUUUUAGAUAACGCUGAAUUUAAAGUUCAUUCUUCAACGAAUAUUCACGAAAACAUCAUGUCUCAUCACACAAUGCUUACUGAUAAAUUCGAUUACAACUACAUUUUGUUUGAAAGCGGUAAAAUGGUUAAAUUAUCAAAAAAGAGCCCUGUUCAAUAUCAGAUUGAGUGGCCUAUCAAAAAUGGAAAGAUAGUACGUUUAGAGCGAUGCCAUCCAUUCGAAGAUCAAUAUUUAAUUGAAAAAAAUUCUUCAGCAUUUAUUGCAUUAAUUAAAACGGAAAAAGAGUAUUUAGUCGCUACAUACAUAUAUAAUUUCACCACAGAAGAACUUAUGCAAGGACCCUAUACCGCAAACAUUUCUUGUUUUUCCAGAUAUUUAAAUUCCAAAAUCUUUUUCCAAAAUGGAAAGAUAUUUGGAUUCAAUCCAUUCCGCGAAAUCGCCGAAAUACCCGAUGUUACAUGCGCUUCUCAAGCUUGGAAUACCGAAAAAACAAUAAUCUUUACACCUGAAGGAAUUGGAUAUUCAGUUACAGCAGAUUCAUUCACAGAAGUACUUAGAUUGUCGAAUCCACCAUUACGUGUCGAAUCCACCGGCGAUUUUCUGAUUUAUCUUACAUCAAGUGGAGAUUUGAUCCUAAAUGGCACAGAACACAAAGUUCAUAUUGUUGCACCUAUCAGGCUAAGUGAAUACAAGUCAAUUCUCAUCCAAUGCGAUGAAGAUAGCAUCAAAACAUUUCCAACGAUUUCAAUGCCAUCAAUUCCCACAAUUCAGACCAAAUACGAAGGUAAAAAAGUCACAGGAUACAAUGGUGCAACAUGGGAAUGUACAAACAACAUUGUUGCCUUUGCAGGCUGUAAUUCAGAAAAUUCAGAAUUUGUCAUUGCUGCAUCAGUCAAAACUGUUUACAUUCUUAAAGUUCCUAGUGAUUCCAAGGCAAUACAACUCAUAAAAGAGGAAACAAUGACAUCUCCAAUUAUUGAUGUCGCAAUUUCGCCAAUACACUACGCGAUAUCAACCAUUAAACAAGGAGUACAUGUUACAUCAUACGUAGGUGACCCGUUCAACCUCACAUUCCACACAGGACAAUGUCUUUGUCUUUCCCUCUCAAAAACGACGGUUGCCAGCGGUUUUGACGAUGGCAGUUUUAUUUUAGCAUCAUUAGAAGAAAGAGGCCCAAUUGUAAACAUGAAACCAUUCAACACACCCGUGAAAAAAGUGACACACAUUACAGACGACUCAGUUUUAGUUCAAUGGGAUCUUGCUUGUGCUGUUGUUAGUCGUGACAAGUUCCAAUGGUGUUCAUUACCAAAAUUCAAUGGUGCGCAGAUCUCUGCUUUCGCCGCCGACCUUCUUGCAUUAGGAGGACCUGGAGGAAUGUCCAUAUACAAUUUCCCAUCAAAGAAAUUAGUUGCUGUUAUUCCUAAGCGACUUAUUGGCAUCUGUUCAUCAUCUGUUUGUUUUUCCACUUUGUCUUCUUUGGGAAUUCGAUUCUUCGCGUUGACAGCUGAUAACGAGUUGAUUGUUUUGUACUCGCAUAGGGAAAUAGAUGUCGACCAUCAAUCUCUAAUCGACGCAGAUGACGCAAGAGCUAUUUGUGCAGUAGAUGAAAGCGCUUACGUUAUAUGUAACAAAUGCGUCGCAAUAUUUGAUAUGAGAGGAAACAGAAUUGACACCGUUGAUUUCCCUGCUCCUCCAAGAUUUUUCGAAGCAAGUUCAAGAGGUUUUUACGUUUGUUUCGCAAGAAUGAUUUGGUACAUUUCAAGGGAUAUGAGCAUGAAGAAGAUCCCAUUUGAUAAAUCUAACAUUGUUUGUUUCUGUGCAAUUGAUGAUGACAAGUUCUGCAUUGCAACUUCAACAAGAGUUUUGACAUGUUCUGCAAUGGGAACUAAAAUUGUUUUCCAGACAUUGACUAAGGUUGAUAAGAGGAUUAUAUCAAUGAAAGCUCUUUCUUCUUCACAGAUAAGUGUUCCCGAUACUCUUGCAAUUGUGUUUGAAGAUUCUAGUACCGCGAUAUAUCAAAUUCCACAACAAUAA